AUGUCCGAUCCAAACGUCCACGACUCGUCACCAGACCUAUUUGCUAGGCACAACCCGUUCCGCCACGAACAGUCCCCGCAAGGUUCGGAGGAGUCUGACAGUCCGUCGACUGCAGUUAGCGUUACAGAGGGCUCGAGUCAGCCUGGCGAGGGGGAGAGUGACCGGUUGGACCAGUUCACAUCCCGCUUCAAGCACGUCCAGCUUGAUGGCGGCCACUUUGUUGCCGUCAACCGCAAGGGUGAUAUGAUGCGUUGUGAGGACGAGCCCAUUACGACACCGGGUGCCGUUCAAGGGUUUGGCGUGUUGAUUGUUUUGGACGUCAAUGAUCAGACUGGUGCCCUAGUGGUGCGGCAAGUCUCAGAAAAUUCAACAGAAUUGCUUGGCCUGUCGCCGCAGUACCUCUUUGGCUUGAGCUGCUUCUCCAAGAUCCUCGUGGCCGAUGAAGAGGACACACUACGUGACGCUCUUGAAACUCUCGAGGACCCGAACGACGUGGUGGACAUGGAAGAGUUUCAGGGCCCCCAAGUCCUUCGCCUCUCUGGCUUUGGCGAGCCUGGUAGCGAUGCCGCUGGUAAUGGCCAAGCCAACAUCAGAGGCUCCCGGCUGCGACGUGAAUGGUCUUGCUGGGUUGCAGCCAGCCGCCCAACGCAAAAGGAUUGGCGCCGGACUGACGAGCGCGGAAUGCAGCUGCAACGACCGCACCUCGUCAUCCUUGAGUUUGAGCAUGAGCGCGACAACUACAACCCCUUGACACAGCCACUCGAUUUCGCCGAGAAUUCUGCUUCCUGGGUUGCGACGUCGAGCGACUCCGUCCACACUCACGCGAAUAAGAGCGAGAGCAAUCCUUCGCCCAAGCAGCAAGAGGCACAGUUUCACUUCCGGCCGCCUGCAAUAUCGAGGCAACUGUCCAAGGAUGCGUCAAGUAGCGACCUGGCAUCUGUGUCGGCCAACAGCAGGCAAUGGGCCUCCACAGGCAGCGUCGGUGGAAGCCACCCUAACGGCCUGGAUGGGCAUGACAUGGAACCACCACUCGAGACCAUUCUGGACAGCACGACCAAUCACGCUAAACCCCUUCGCGCACUUCAUGGCAUGCGAUACGGCCCCGGAUCGAGUGGACAACGCCCGCAGAGGGCUCCCGGAAUCUUCCGUCCCGACCGCCGUCAGCCGCGGUCGUCGUCACACCGUUCAGAUGCACUGGACGUGUUUGCUGUGCAGGCCCAAAUCAACGAACAGCUGGAUAAGGCGGCUGAUCUCGACGCCUUCCUGAAGAUCACCGUCGGCUUGAUCCAGGAUCUGACUCGCUUCCAUCGCGUACUCGUGUACCAGUUCGACAAGGAGAUGAACGGUGAAGUCGUCACUGAGCUUGUCGAGUGGGAAAAGACGACCGAUCUGUACAAUGGACUCCGCUUCCCAGCUGCCGAUAUCCCACAACAGGCGCGCGAGAUGUACAAAGUCAACAAGGUCCGCUUCCUCUACGACCGAAGCCAGCAGACCGCCCGACUCGUUCUGCGUAACAAGGAGGAUCUCGAACAUCCCCUCGACAUGACUCACUGCUUUCUUCGAGCCAUGUCCCCUAUCCACAUUCGAUAUCUGGCCAACAUGAAGGUUCGUUCCUCUAUGUCGGUUUCAAUCAUGGCCUUUGGCAAGCUGUGGGGACUGAUCGCGUGCCACUCAUAUGGCAAGCACGGCAUGCGCGUUUCCUUCCCAGUUCGUCAGAUGCUGCGUGUCCUCUCGGACCAGAUCUCGCGCGGCGUGGAACGCCUCAGCUAUGCCCAGCGUCUCAAGAACCGCCAGCCACUUCAGUCUCUGGCCAGCUUUGCCUCGCUCGACCGGAACCCUCACAGCUGGCUCGGCGAUGACAAGAGUGACUCGUCAAAGGGGUACAUCGUAUCCAAUGCAGACCAGUUACUGGCACUUUUCAAGGCCGAUUCUGGACUUUUGGUAAUCAACAAGGGCUGCAAGUUGCUUGGCCACUCCCAACAAGCACACUCGAUGCUCGAAGCUGCGGAAUUCCUCCGUGUAGCCAAAUAUACCGAUAUAUGUUCCUCCGACCACCUGUCCAAAGACUUCCCAGACAUCAAGAUCCCGACUACACAUGAUGCUAUCGCCGGAAUGCUGUACAUUCCACUUACAGAGGAUGCUGGUCAAGACUUCAUCGUCCUCUUCCGCAAGGCCUGGAUUCACGAGAUCAAGUGGGCUGGCAGGCCGUACAAGGACGAACAUGCCCGUUUGAACGCCUCGCUUGAGCCGCGCAAGUCGUUCAAGACCUGGACAGAGACAGUCACCGGAAAAUCAAAGCCAUGGACCGACGACCAACUUGACAGUGCUAGCGUUCUGUCGCUCGUUUACGGCAAAUUCAUCCAUGUGUGGCGCGAGCGGCAGCACAGUAUGAUGUCAAGCCAACUCACCGCCAUUCUUUUGUCCAACACGAGCCAUGCCGUGCGUACGCCGUUGUCGCAGAUUAUCAACACACUCGAGCUUGCUCUUGCCGGAAACAUUGACGGCGAAACCCGUGACAUGUUGGAAAACAGCCACCAGGCGUCGCGAGCACUUCUUUUCCACGUUCACGACCUGCUCGACCUCACCCGCGUUGAAACAGGCAACGAGACAGCGUUUAAUGACCCGUUCGACCUCAAGCAGACGAUCAUCAGCACAGUCCGUCUGUACCAGACGGAGACGAUCCGUCGCGGUAUCGAGUUCCGCGUCACUGUCAGCGACGACCUCCCUCCUAUCGUCGUUGGCGAUUCGCGCAAGAUGAGGACGGUCAUUUCAAAUCUCGUCGCCAACGCGGUCGAAUACACAACGCAUGGUAUGGUCGAGGUGGCCUGUCAUCUGGCUCCUCAACAGGACGGGAGCCCCUGUGUUUCCAACCCCGACAAGCGUACCGAGGUUGCCAUCGAGAUUGUCGUCAGUGACACGGGUAUCGGCAUUCCACCCGCCAAACUCGAGAAGAUCUUUGUCACUCUUGAAGGUGCUGAGGAUGGUACCGAAGGCGGCGUCGGUCUGGGCCUCGCAGUGGUUGCACGCAUCGUCGAACAACUCUCUGGACAGCUCCGUGCUGAGAGUGAAGUUGGAACUGGCAGCAAGUUCUUCUUCACAGUCAACAUGGGUGUUCAUGGCGAGAGCGCAGCGCAAGCUUUGCCCAGCUCGUUAUCCGCUCUGGUACAGGGUCGCAAGCCUUCCGGCGGUGUAGCUGGAAAGCUUCUGUUGCUUGAUCCUCUGCUGUCUGGCUCGACCGGGAGGUCCUCUGGGUCCACCGUGACCAUCGGGCCCAAGUCGUUAGUAUCAAGGCUAUCAUCUGGCCCUGCGACCACAUCCGAGUCGUCACGGUCGACGGAGAAGGUCCUCAGUCCCAACCAUAGCCCUCGACAAAGCCCCCGUCAGUCGUCUGCUGAUCGCAGCCAGACGCCUCUGGCCGUACCGACUACGUCUCCAUCGUUGCCUAUCCGUCUUCCGCGUCCCGAAACUCCAACACGAUCCACAGUUGGACCAAAAGGUCAACCUAUCUUGCGCAUUUUGGUCGUCGAGGAUGACAUUAUCAACUCGCAAAUUCUCCAACGUCGUCUCCGCAUGGACAAACACACUGUCAUGGCAGUGGAGAACGGUCAAGAGGCAGUGACGCUACUUGCCUCGGACUGGGACAUCGAUGUUGUCCUCAUGGACAUCCAGAUGCCAAUCAUGGACGGCUGGGAGGCUGCCCGUGAGAUCCGUGCCCUCGAAGAGCGGGGCGUGGCGGGCUCAGGUCAAGAAGGAAUCGACCCAUUGCGAAUCGACGGCCGUAUCCCCAUUUUUGCGGUCUCUGCUAGCCUGUUGGAGAACGAAAGGGACAAGAUGGCAACACACUUUGACGGUUGGCUUCUCAAACCGCUUAAUUUCCCGCGUGUUCGCACUCUUCUCGCGGGUUUGCUGGAUGAGGAGAAGCGAAACACAGAGGUAUAUCGUUCGGGCUCUUGGGAGAAGGGAGGAUAUCUGAGGGUAGCCCCCGGUGCGCCUGCUCCGCCAUAG
Messenger RNA from Apiotrichum porosum, 4005 nucleotides. RefSeq names its product Light-sensor Protein kinase (gene PHY1). The record is from RefSeq and is a predicted model, not a curated record. The transcript is spliced from 4 exons. The coding region runs from base 1 to 4005 and encodes 1334 amino acids. Gene Ontology annotation, biological process: detection of visible light; phosphorelay signal transduction system; regulation of DNA-templated transcription. Gene Ontology annotation, molecular function: protein binding; phosphorelay sensor kinase activity. NCBI's taxonomy places the organism in Eukaryota, Fungi, Basidiomycota, Tremellomycetes, Trichosporonales, Trichosporonaceae.